AUGUCAGAAGAUCGUUUAGAUGUGGAGGUGGCCAUCGUUGGGGCCGGGAUCGCGGGGCUGGCCGCAGCACUGGCGAUGAAGAAGGUCGGGAUCAAAAGUAUUGUGGUGGUCGAGAGUGCCGCCGGUCUCCGGUCAACCGGCGCCGCUCUCGGCCUCUUCCCCAAUGCCUGGAGGGCUCUCGACGUCCUCGGCAUCGCCCACAAGCUCAUUCCGCUCUAUCCGCCACUUCGAAAGUACUCGUUUCUCUCUCUCUCUCUCUCUCUCCACCCCCUUUCCCCCAUCUCACUCUCUCACUCGCUUACGAUGGUACUCAUCUGAAUUGUGAUAUUAUGCAGGUUUCGAGUAACCCACACGAGCACCGGAGAAACGCAGGAAGUAUCCUUAGAUGGAGCACCAGUCUUGUAAGGCCAAGCUUGUUCCCUAUGUUCUCCGACUAUCGCGGAUUUAUUGACUAACGUCUCUGUUGGAUGCUUUUCCUGCAGGAGGGGAAUGGAAGUGAGAGUGGUGCACCGCAGGGCUCUGUUGGAGAGUCUCGCAGAAGAACUGCCGCCAGGCACAAUCCGGUUUUCCUCUAAACUCACUUCAAUCACAAGACAGAAACCAACGGAUGCAUCCUCCGGGGUCAUCCUCGACCUCGAGGACGGGACUGUCAUUAGAGCUAAGGUGAGCUCCGGAUGUGCUACUCUUCUCGAAUUGUCUUGGACUAUUCGACCUAAUUCUUCGAAUGUCGAGCUAUCUGCGCGUGCGUAUCUUGAGCUGUUGAUGGGGAUGUCAGGCCUUGAUUGGCUGUGAUGGAGUGCAUUCGGCGGUGGCAAGGUGGCUGGGUCUCUCCACUCCGAUAGACUCCGGUCGAGGUGCUGUCCGAGGGCUUUCCGUGUACCCAGAUGGUCAUGGAUUCAGCAGCGGAUCCCAGCAGUUUCUCGGCAAGAAUGAGAGAACGGGGUUCUUUCCCAUGAAUGACAAGGAGAUCUACUGGUUCAUCACCAGGAGGUCCAACCCAAGUGGUGAGAUUCUAGUCCCUCGAUUCCUUUGAUAUCAUUGGGUCCCAGGCGAGUAGUUCAAUAUACUGAUUUUGCUUCUGUACGUCCUCUCAGACAAAGACAUGGCGAAAGAGCCUGAUUUAAUACUCAAGAAUGUCACAGAGACGAUGGCAAAGGGCUUCCCCCCAGCGUUCCGCGAUGUUGUUAACCAUUCCGAGUUAUCCACAGUUUCAUGGGCUCCCCUCAAGUUCAGGCUCCCAUGGGACGUUGUCGUCGGCCCCACGCACCGGGGCAGUGUCGCCGUUGCCGGCGACGCCAUGCACCCGAUGACUCCCGACCUUGGGCAAGGCGGGUGUGCCGCCCUUGAGGACGCUGUCGUCCUCGGCAGGAACAUUGCCGCUACCCUUCACAUCGAUGGGAGCGUCGAUGCAGAGAAAGUUGAGAGGUGUCUCGACGACUUCGUGAGGGAGAGACGGUGGCGCGCCGCCGGAUUGAUUGCGGGGGCGUAUGUCUCAGGUCGGAUUCAGCAGGGUGGCUCAGGAUGGUGGGAAUCUGCAGUCAAGUUCAUCAGGGACGGCGCCUUCUACAGGUAUAUGUUCCCCAGGAUCGUAUCGUCUGUCGUGGGCUACGAUUGUGGGCCUCUGCCGAUAACGUUGGUUCCCGCUUGA
Messenger RNA from Spirodela intermedia, 1648 nucleotides. Lineage: Eukaryota; Viridiplantae; Streptophyta; Magnoliopsida; Alismatales; Araceae. The record is from the annotation of a GenBank genome assembly.